CGGAAGAGCGACCAGCCUGGGAGCAGAAAUGUCGCUGUUUGUUUACUUCACAGCAGCAGCUGUUUGUCUUUAUUUGUUAGUUUAUUACCAUGCUUUCAGAGGAGGAAGGUGUUCCAGUUCCGUGAAGCUGGAGGGGAAAACGGUGAUUGUUACAGGGAGCAACACCGGAAUCGGAAAGUCCACAGCUCUGGAACUGGCAAAGAGAGGAGCCAGGGUGGUCCUGGCCUGUCGCAGCCGGGAGAGAGCCGAGGCUGCAGCUUUUGACAUCCGCAGAGAGAGUGGAAACAACCAGGUGGUCUUCAUGGAGCUGGACCUGUCCAGUUUAAAGUCUGUUCGCCGUUUUGCUGAAACGUUUCUGAGGACUGAACCCAGACUGGACAUCCUGAUCAACAACGCAGGUGUGAUAGGUCCGGGACGUACUGAGGACGGCUUCGGUAUGGUGUUUGGAGUGAACCACCUGGGCCACUUCCUGCUCACCAACCUCCUCCUGGAGCGUCUGAAGCAGUGUUCUCCCAGCCGGGUGGUCACCGUGUCUGCUCUGCUGCACCGCUUGGGGAACAUCAACUUUCCUUUGCUGGACUCCAGGAAGGAUCUAGUUAGUGGGGAGUCCACCUGGUGCAGCUUUCAGGCGUACUGUAACAGUAAGCUCUGCAAUGUGCUCUUCACCAGGGAGCUGGCUAACCGGCUGGAGGGCAGCGGGGUCACAUGUUACACCCUCCACCCAGGAGUCAUCCACACAGAGAUGGGUCGCAACAUGAGCUGGUGGCUGCAGCUCUUCCUCACACCCAUAUCCAAGCUCCUCUUCCUGGACCCUGAGGGGGGAGCCCAGACCACCCUGCACUGUGCCCUGCAGGAGGGCAUCGAACCUCUCAGCGGACGCUACUUCUCCAGCUGUGCUCUGCAGCAGGUUGGCGCUAAAGGCCGAGACGACGCCCUGGCCAAGAAGCUGUGGGAAGUUAGUGAGAGGUUAACAGGCUUAUCAGAACAGGUUGAGUCCUGAUCCAUGGCCAGGAACCGGACCAGUUCUUUGUGCCUUACAACUGCUGACAGGCCAUUUACUUAUGGAGAGAUGUCAGGCGUGUUCCAGGAAGCAGAUUAUGAAAGAAAGAGAGUCUUACCCUGAGUCUGUUACCAUGGUAACUGACUCCAUUAAAUAAACCUUUAAAUCUAUCUCUGCUUUACUAUAAAGAAACUCUGAGUUUCAAAGUGCACAAAGUACAAAACUUGCUGUGAUGUCAGCUCAUGUUCAUGGUGACGUUGGAUAUGUACGGCUGGAGAAUCCGAAUGACUGCAAAAUGAUGAGACGAUGAUCAGGAGAGGGAGAGAGAGAUUAUUGGGGUAAGCCUUACCUCGAUUUCUGGAACAGAAAAAUCCAGAGUUUCCCUUCAACUCUAACAUACUCAGAGUUUAUACAUAACUCAGCUUCUGGAACAGGUCCCUGGUUUCCAGAAGGGGCCCAUCAUGGUCGCUUUGCUGAUGAAAGCACAUUUCCUGAAUGUCUGGAAUGAGACAACAUAGUGGACCUUUAUCUGGAACCAGCCUCACAUUCCAGCUUUGCAUGAAUGAAUCUGGCCUGCAGUCGGCAACGGAGCUGACAGAACCAAGCUCGGUGCAGAACCCUGGAGGAUCCUACGUUUGCAGCAGAAACUGUUGUUUUUCACAGUUUACAGAUUUAUUGUUCUUUUGUUGGUUUGUUUCUAUAAGAGGUUAGAAGUUUUGUUGGGAUCUGUUGAUGGAAAGCUGUUGUGUCUUUAAGACAAAUGUUUUCUCUGUGGUGGGAGAUGCUCCUCCAGUUAAAUAUGGUGACAUUCUUGUUGUGUUUCACCUUUUCUAAUAAAAAAUGUUCUCACCUGU
Melanotaenia boesemani (Boeseman's rainbowfish) is the source of this 1854-nucleotide messenger RNA. RefSeq names its product dehydrogenase/reductase SDR family member 13-like. The coding region runs from base 29 to 1000 and encodes 323 amino acids. The record is from RefSeq and is a predicted model, not a curated record. NCBI's taxonomy places the organism in Eukaryota, Metazoa, Chordata, Actinopteri, Atheriniformes, Melanotaeniidae. The transcript is spliced from 5 exons.